Zea mays is the source of this 2389-nucleotide messenger RNA. Its product is annotated as Protein NUCLEAR FUSION DEFECTIVE 4. The transcript is spliced from 3 exons. NCBI's taxonomy places the organism in Eukaryota, Viridiplantae, Streptophyta, Magnoliopsida, Poales, Poaceae. The coding region runs from base 210 to 1973 and encodes 587 amino acids. Gene Ontology annotation, cellular component: membrane. The record is from RefSeq and is a predicted model, not a curated record.
CUAUGCAACGAAUGAGAUAGAAAGAAAUGGACUUUUACUAUUAUUAUAAGUGUAUAUAAAUAGAUACCGGCAGCGGGAUCCAACGAGCAGAGGAGCGACUGGUGCGGACGGACGGACAGACAGACAGGCAGGCACCGCGCGCGCUUGUCCGCGCGGCGGGACCGAGCGCGAGCGCGCCGGCCUUGCAAUUCAUUCCAGAAUCAACCACGAUGGGCGGCCGAGGUGGCGGGGAGGAGGAGGAGGGGGUGGUGGACGGCGGCCGGCAUCAUCUGCGGCAUGAGCAAAGGCUGAACGUCUUCGGCGGGGAGGAGGACGACAGGGACGAGGGGUGGCGGCGGUGGUCGGUGCUGGUGGCGACGGUGUGGAUCCAGGCGCUGACGGGGACCAACUUCGACUUCUCGGCCUACUCGUCGGCGCUCAAGUCGUCGCUGGGCGUCUCGCAGGAGGCGCUCAACUGCCUGGCCACGGCGUCGGACCUGGGCAAGGCGCUGGGGUGGUCGUCGGGCCUGGCGCUGCUCCACAUGCCGCUCCACGCCGUGCUCAUGCUGUCCGCCGCGAUGGGGCUCGCCGCCUACGCCGCGCAGUACUACUGCCUCGUGUUCGCCGGCGGCGCUGAUGCGGGAGCGUCGUCGUCCGUGGCCGUCCCCUACCCUCUGGUGUUCUUGUUCUGCUUGAUAGCAGGGUGCAGCAUCUGCUGGUUCAACACAGUCUGCUUUGUUCUCUGCAUCCGCAGCUUCUCUGCGAGCAGCCGCUCCCUAGCCCUCUCCCUCUCCAUAAGCUUCAACGGGCUCAGCGCUGCCUUCUACACUCUCUUUGCCAACGCGCUCUCCCCUUUCUCCCCAGCUGUCUACCUCCUCCUCAAUGCAAUCCUCCCUCUCGCCGUCUCUGUCCUUGCACUCCCAGCGAUCCUCCUCUGCCACAAAAAUGAGGGCCACAUCCAAAGUGCGCCCGGGCAUGACGGCCGCGUCUUCCUCGGCCUCUACAUCCUCGCAUUCAUCACCGGCAUAUAUCUGGUGGUCUUUGGAUCUUUCACCGCAACCAGCUCUACUGCGUGGGUCAUCCUCACAGGUGCCAUGGUCCUCCUCGCCCUUCCUCUCAUCAUCCCUGCCUGCUCCAGUUGCUCAGAUGGCCCUGACCCUGCAUAUGAUGACCCACAUAAGCCACUCCUCAUCAGUCAGAUGGAGUCCAAUGCCAUGAUGCAAAAGCCAAAGGAGAACCAGGUGCAGGUCAAGGGCCGCCUGGCGACGCUCGGUGAAGAACACAGUGCAAAGAAGCUCAUUCGGUGUGUGGACUUCUGGCUCUACUACACAGCCUACUUCUGUGGAGCCACUGUUGGCCUGGUAUACAGCAACAACUUGGGUCAGAUUGCUCAGUCAUUGCACCAGCAGUCACAGCUCACCAUGCUCCUUGCCGUCUACUCAUCCUGCUCCUUCUUCGGCCGUCUUCUCUCUGCACUACCUGACCUCCUUCACAGGAAGGUGUCACUUGCUCGCACAGGGUGGCUUGCUGCUGCAUUGGUCCCCAUGCCAAUGGCCUUUUUCCUUAUGUGGAACAAACAAGAUGGAAGCACCCUGGUAGCAGGAACAGCGCUAAUUGGCCUAAGCUCAGGGUUCAUCUUUGCUGCAGCAGUGUCAGUGACCUCGGAGCUCUUUGGACCAAAUAGCGUUGGGGUGAAUCACAACAUCCUUAUCACCAAUAUCCCGCUUGGCUCACUCCUCUAUGGGCAGAUUGCUGCCAUGGUAUACGAUGCAAAUGGCCAAAAGAUGACAGUAGUGGAUAACCGCACUGGCAUUGUUGACACCAUGACUGUGUGCAUAGGGGUGAAGUGCUACUCAACCACCUUCGUCGUGUGGGCUUGCAUCACAUUUCUGGGGUUAGCAUCAAGCAUAGUUCUAUUCAUAAGAACAAAGCCAGCUUAUGCCACUGCUGCUAGUCGGUCAAGUUGUAAGCACCUUCACCAAGUUUCCAGUUAAAGUAGUUGACAGAGAAACUUACUGUUGUAAUCACCGCUAGCUUGUAUAAAAUUUUGGUUAGUUGAUAGUUCUAGCUGAAACGGGUUACAAAAAAUAUGUGAAAAUGAGUAGCUUGUACAAAAAGGAUCCCAUUCAUAUUACUUCAUCUGAGGGUUACAGCUGGAGGAUGUGAAUGCAAAUACUUGACAGGACGAGACCAAGAUGGAACAGUAAUUAACAGCUUUAUAGCUGAAAUGUUAAAGUACAGAACGAACACUCCGUUUACCCAGGAUAGCAUGAAAUCAGUUUAGAGUUAGACUGUUGUUGCCAGUGGAAUGGAGUUGUGUGCCAAAUGCUCCAUAAUUACUGUUUUUUAUGUAACACUUAUAAUGAUUACAGCAUGCAGGACUUCAGGAUUGAAUCUGACUAGCAUUUCA